UUUAUCUUCAAAAUUCAGCCCAUUACAAAAUUCUGCAAACCCUACUCUCCAGUCUCCACAGAUCACAAAACUCACGCUCAUGCACAAGCACGGCUCCACAGACCACACUUCACGCCUCGUCGCCUCCGGAACGCACGCAACCGGCCGACUUCUGAGACGAGGUUGUAGCGCUCUCCUGUGGAGGAACUGGAUAUGGAAGAGAAGAAAUUUUGAAGUGAUUGCGAAGGCACCUCCAGAAUAUGCAAGAACUAUGUCACCAACGAGAAAUACAACCAUUGGUGAUACAAAAUUGUCUGGAUCAAUACUUGAGAGAGAGGGGAGAGUAUCACGAUUUUCAGGACAAUAUAUGGAGGACAGAGAAUACUAUCAUCAUCCUGAGUCAACUAACUCUUCAUCCAUGGACAGCUUCGAGAAUAUAUUCCUGUUUGUGCUUGCUUUACUUCUUGUUAGUUUCUUAAAGGUGCAGCUGUAAUGGUUAUCGAUGCAUUUUUUUUAUUUUUUUUAUUUUUUAACACGUUCUUUUUCUUCAUGAUCAAUACAUUAUCAGAUGAUUUUAUACCUACAUAUAAUUCAGUAUUUUUAGU
Messenger RNA from Olea europaea var. sylvestris, 584 nucleotides. RefSeq lists its product as uncharacterized. Lineage: Eukaryota; Viridiplantae; Streptophyta; Magnoliopsida; Lamiales; Oleaceae. Bases 80 to 472 code for a protein of 130 amino acids. The record is from RefSeq and is a predicted model, not a curated record. The transcript is spliced from 3 exons.